AUGGCUGAUGCUGCUCUUAGUGCUACCAUUCAGGUUGCAUUGCAGACGGUUGUUUCCCUUGCCGGUGACCAUGUUAAUCUGGUUCGUGAAUUCCCAGAGGAGCUGGAGAGAUUCAACCAAUCUGCUGCAAUGAUCCGAGGCUUCUUGGCCGGUGCCGAAAAGGAUAUGCGUAGACCAGGGGUGCAGAAUUGGCUCGAGCAGCUGGAAGAUGAGGUUUUCAAAGCUGACAAUGUGCUGGACAAGCUCAACUAUGAAAUUCUUCGUCGGAAGGUGAAGUAUCAAAAUCAACUCAUGAAAAAGAAGGUACUCUUCUGCUUUUCAUUCUUUAAUAAAAUUGGUUUUCGUUGGAGGUUUGGUUCAAUGAUCAGGAAGAUCAACACGAACCUUGAAAGGAUCCAUGGGCAUGCCAGAGGUUUGGGACUGGAAUGCAAGGGCCAAUCUGAAGAAGCAUCUGGAGCCACAGCAAGCCGACAGACCGACUCUAAGAUUGUUCGAAGUGAUGUCCUAGGAAGAGACGAGGAUGAAUCAGAAAUAGUUAAGAAGUUGUUGACCGAAUCUGAAAGUGAUAGUAUUUCAGUUAUUUCCAUAACUGGCCCGCCAGGAUUAGGAAAAACAACUCUAGCUAAAGCCGUUUUCAACACUCCACAGUUUGAUAAUCAUUUUGACAAAAAAAUUUGGGUUUGUGUGGCUAAAGAAGUUGAAAUCAUGGAGCUCUUCAAAAUGAUUCUAGAAUCGUCAACAAGAAAAAAGGCUGAAGUGGAUAGUAGGGAGGUAAUAGUUGAAGGAAUUGAAACUGAACUUAAGGAAAAAAGAUAUUUGCUUGUUCUUGACGAUUUGUGGAAUUAUCAAGAAGGAUUGCUGAAUGAUUUUUUCACCACUUUGGAGGCACUCAAACCCAAGAAAGGGAGCUGGUGUCUUGUUACUUCUCGUCUCCAAGAAGUGGCAAUUGUUCUGUCUAGACAUCGGUGGAUCAAUUUUACUCGUCAUGACCUAAGAAAGCUAUACGAUGAAGAUUGCUGGUCUAUCGUGAAAAAUUGGGCAACUGUAGGGGAAGAAGUGCCAAAAGAAUUGGAAGCCUUAAGGAAGCAAGUUUUAAGAAGAUGUGACGGUCUACCUCUGGCAGCAACGUUAAUCGGAGGUUUGUUAUCUAAAAAGAGAAAAGAGGAUUGGCUAUCUAUUUUGGAGGAGAGCCUCUUGAAUGGAGAUCAGGGUGGGAUUGAGCAAAUACUUAAGGUGAGUUUUGAUCAUCUGUCACCUGCACCGGUUAAGAAAUGUUUUGCAUAUUGCUCAAUUUUUGAUCAAGAUACUAGAAUGGAACAAGAUCUAUUAGUUGAGCUUUGGAUGGCUGAAGGCUUUCUUCAACCGGAUUCCCAAAAUGAAAGAAUGAUGGAGAAAAUAGGAUAUGAGUAUCUGAGAACUUUGCUGCAAACUUCCUUAUUGGAAGAAGUAAAAGGGAAGUGGGGAACAUGGUAUAAAAUGCAUGAUCUUGUGCAUGAUUUUGCAAAAUCAAUUUUGAAUCGUAACAGCAGCAAUCAGGACCGUUACCUUGCGGUAUACUCACCCGAAAGAAUCAAUGAAAAAGUAUCAGCUUCGCUUCGCACAUUAUUUUUGAAGGGUGGCAUGGCUGAUGAUAUGUUAUCAAAGUUCAAAUACUUGCAUGUCCUAAAAUUGUUUGGAGCAUAUGUCAAAGAGUUGCCGACCUCCAUUGGCAAACUAAUACACUUACACUUACUUGACAUUUCAGGCUCUAGGAUUACAACUUUGCCAGAAUCUCUUUGCAAACUUUACCGUUUGCAAACACUGAGAAUUGGCAAGCUUGAAGAAGGUUUUCCAAACAAGAUGGGCAAUUUGAUUAGCAUGAGACAUCUUCACUAUUUUCAUUAUGAUAAAGGAUGCAAAAUCCAAAUGCCAUCCAGUAUUGGACGAUGGACUUGUCUUCAAACGUUAAAGUUCUUUAACAUAGGUCAUCAAGAGGAUGGUAGUGGUAUCCAAGAGCUUGGGACCUUGCAAGAUCUUAAAGGCUCCUUGGAAAUCAGAAAUCUUGAAUUAGUAAAUGGAAAAGAUGAUGCUAAACGGGCGAAUCUAUCUGAAAAGCAAAAUCUGUAUCGGUUGGUACUUGAGUGGGGCAACAGGGAUCAGGAAAGUGAUAAAUGCGAUGGAGAUGUGUUGGAAGGUCUCGAAGCUCACCCAAAUUUAAAAGAGUUGCAUAUCCGGAAUUUUAGGGGAGAUCGGAUUCCACAAUGGCUUGUGAAAUCAUCCAUUAGUGGAAUUGCACUUAAUAAAUUGCAGAGAACUUGCCCUCCCCACACUAGGACAACUGCCGUCCCUCCAACAUCUACAUCUGUGUGGAUUGGAAAACACAUUGUGCAUUGGGCUUUCAUUCUAUGGUAUUAG
Messenger RNA from Coffea eugenioides, 2394 nucleotides. RefSeq names its product putative disease resistance protein RGA3. The coding region runs from base 1 to 2394 and encodes 797 amino acids. The transcript has a single exon. Gene Ontology annotation, biological process: defense response to other organism. Gene Ontology annotation, molecular function: ADP binding. The record is from RefSeq and is a predicted model, not a curated record. Lineage: Eukaryota; Viridiplantae; Streptophyta; Magnoliopsida; Gentianales; Rubiaceae.